AGGGUGGAGGAGUCGACGGAAGGACCUGUGCUGACCUGCUUCGGCCCCUCCGGUGGCCUGAUCUUCCUCGGUGUGUGACGGUUUGCGCAGUCCAGCAUCAUGGGGAAGAGAGACAACCGGGUGGCGUAUAUGAACCCAAUAGCAAUGGCCAGAUCAAGGGGUCCAGUCCAGUCUUCAGGGCCAACGAUCCAAGAUUAUCUGAAUCGACCAAGGCCUACCUGGGAAGAAGUGAAAGAACAACUGGAAAAGAAAAAGAAAGGCUCCAAGGCGUUGGCUGAAUUUGAAGAAAAAAUGAAUGAGAACUGGAAGAAAGAAUUAGAAAAACACAGGGAGAAAUUAUUAAGUGGAAGUGAAAGCUCAUCUAAAAAAAGACAGAGAAAGAAAAAAGAAAAGAAGAAAUCUGGUAGGUAUUCAUCCUCUUCUUCAUCAAGCUCUGAUUCUUCCAGCAGUUCUUCAGAUUCUGAAGAUGAGGAUAAGAAACAAGGGAAAAGGAAAAAGAAAAAGAAGAACCGUUCACAUAAAUCUUCUGAAAGCUCCAUGUCAGAGACCGAGUCAGACAGUAAGGAUAGUCUGAAAAAGAAAAAGAAGUCAAAGGAUGCAACUGAGAAAGAAAAGGACAUUAAAGGACUUGGCAAAAAGAGAAAGAUGUAUCCUGAAGAUAAACCUUUAUCAUCUGAGUCCUUAUCAGAAUCAGAUUAUAUUGAGGAGGUACGAGCGAAAAAGAAGAAAAGCAGUGAAGACAGAGACAAAGCAACAGAAAAAACAAAAAAGAAAAAGAAGCAUAAGAAACACAGUAAGAAAAAGAAAAAGAAGGCUGCUAGUUCGAGUCCUGACUCACCAUGACAUUAGAAAAAAUCAGGAUUCCCUUAUAAAGUGCAAUGUCUGAGGAGAUCUCAACUGUGAAAAUAAUGACAUAUUUACUAAAGUGCAUGAAUAUUGUUGUUUCUAGCAUUAUUCCUGGACUGUUCAGUAGCCACUCAGAAUGCCGCUGUGUGAAAGGGCCAUAAUAGUUGCCUGCUGCCUGAACAUCUGUCUUUUUCUCUUCCACUGCUUAGUAACUUUGGGAGAUAAUACACUGCAGUCAUACUAGUGGUUGUUAUUUGGGAAUAAAGUUAAUAUUUUUGACUAGAGGCAUCAAAUGAUAAAUUGACAGAAUUUCAGUCUGGAUACAUCAUUAAGAUGUACACAGAAAUGACCAGAUGACUCUAACAUUUUUGAAGUAGGGAUUGCAUUGAUAUUUCAGUAUCCUUACUCUGUAGAUAAGUGUAUUUUAAUUUUUUCCCCCUUGUAUACUUUUAUUAUUUACCUGGGGAAGGAACUUUCAAGGGUUGGGGUGGUUUGCUAUUUUCUUUAGCAGAAUAGUGUGCCUUUUAUCCUCAUACAUCCUAUUUUUGUGGACACAGUAGCCAUGCUUCAUGGGGAGGUCAGAGCUGGGUAUGGCAGUCCUGCGCUUCACUGAGGUUAGUAACAUCCUUGGACUCUGCCGUAUGCUGCUUUGAGUGAUCCAGAGAAAUGGCCUUUUGCAGCUCGAGAAAGCCCUGGAAGCUCUGGGAUGUACCUCCACUUCGAUAAUACUGAAUGAUUGUUAGUAUUAGAAUGUGUUAUAACAUUUGAAUUAAUUUUGACUAUACUUUGGCUUUGGAGAGGAGUCAUUUCAAAUAGACACUGGUACUUUUUGAACUUGAUAGCUAAAGAUUCUAAGAUGCAUGUUUUAUACUGUUAAGUUUUAACCAGUCAGGAAAAUUUUAUGUAACCAGUGAUAGUUAUUUUUUGUAUGAAUUUUGUUUAGGCUGUAAUGUUUAGCUUUUAUUAACUUUUUAUUCUUGCUAUCUUAAAUUCCUUACUGCAUUUAAUGGCGUUCUUGCCAAGAUAUUUAGCAUGUGAGAAGCAGGUUUUUUGUUUUGUUUUGUUUUGUUUUGUUUGUAACAGCUUCAUAUUGAAGCUGAGAUUUACCAUAUACAAGUUGAAUGGCAAGUCUGUUAUGCUGUGUCUUGUUACAUAAAGCUCUUGCCAGAAUCUUAGUAAGUAUAACAUUUUAAAAGUUUUGUCUUUGUAUAUUCAUAAAAAAAUUAUGACAAGUUAAACUUAAUUGAGAAUGACAUUAUUGCUCUUUCUGUGUCAUUUUACUAAGAUUUUGUGCCUCAUAUCUCCUGCUGAAUUGUUUACUAGUUAAAAGGGAUUGAUAAUUCAAUUUCACUUUACAUUUUUAUAUAAUCAGGUAACAAAAUAUAAUUUGAUGUAUAAUUUUGCCUGCGUGAUAAUUAUAGUGUUAUAUGCACAAAACAUUUUGGCAUGACAAGAGGCUAAAUAAAUAGCUAUUUUACUUAAAAAUAGCCAAGUUCUUAUCAACUCCCUUUGAGUCACAAGUAAAGUUACAAUGAUUAAGAAACACUACUAGGUGUUAAGUGGUAGGAGGAUAAGACAUGUCUUCAAGUUUUAGCUGUAAAAAUAACACAUUUCUUGGUUAGUUUCCUUAAAUUUUAUGCUUAGAGCUUCCUACUCUUACCUAAUAAAAGACAUCUAUAUGUUCUUGAGUACACAGUAAGUUUGAGGGACAUUUUGCAUCCAGAAGGAAGUUUCUCAGAAUUGUUCGUGCAGAUGCUAAAAGAUGAAGUUUAUCAGUUUAUUUGUUGAUCAGUUUUGCUGUGAACAUAAAAGUGUACCUUUGCAGACUGGCCCAGUACACGAUGAUUGUGUUCCACUAACAGCAACUGCUUAUUUUAUAGACUGGGGAAGAAAGAGAUUUAGCAAGAAAAUUAUACUGUUUCCAGACCAUUGACUGUCUGGGAGAUAACCCUUUUCAUUGUUUCUCUUAUGGUAACCUUAACAUUCUCCUAAUAAGUUGUGGGAAGAAAACUUGACUGGUGAUGUUAUAUGCAGGUCCACAUCUCUGACUUCCCCCCUCCACCAGAUCACCCCUUUUCAACACAGGACAUGUUAUUUGGGUAAUUGUGCCAGGGUAACUGCAACAAAACUGAUGAAUGUCUACAUAAAAAAAAUUGAAUUUAUAGCAAUGCUA
Molecule: messenger RNA, 3019 nt
Organism: Phyllostomus hastatus (greater spear-nosed bat)
Lineage: Eukaryota; Metazoa; Chordata; Mammalia; Chiroptera; Phyllostomidae
Gene: FAM133B
Product: family with sequence similarity 133 member B
Exons: 11
Coding region: 100-843 (247 amino acids)
Source: RefSeq, a predicted model, not a curated record